Meleagris gallopavo (turkey) is the source of this 407-nucleotide messenger RNA. The record is from RefSeq and is a predicted model, not a curated record. NCBI's taxonomy places the organism in Eukaryota, Metazoa, Chordata, Aves, Galliformes, Phasianidae.
GUGCUGAGGGCGCAGAGGAGGGGCUCAGUGCAUGAAUCGCAUUUGUGCCCGCAGCUGGAGGAGUUCUCCCACUUUGACUUCGGGCAGUGGCGGCAGCGCUUCCUGCAGUGGAUCGCGCAGAUGAAAUCCCGCGCGCUCGACGUGUUCCGCAGCAUCGACCGCGACCAGGACGGGCGCAUCAGCCUCAGGGAGUUCAUGGACAGCCUGCUCAGCUCCAAGUUCCCCACCAACACGCUGGAGAUGACGGCGGUUGCGAACAUCUUCGACACGAAUGGCGACGGCUUCAUCGAUUACUGCGAGUUCGUCAGCGCGCUGCACCCCAACCGCGACCCGCAGCGCCGCGGCGCCGACGCAGAUCGCAUCCAGGCUGAGGUAUGGGGAGCAGCUGUGGGUGCAGCGGGGAGCAG